UCAGCCUCAGCAAGCGACGUCAAAUCAACAUGGCCGCUCACAGCACAGCGUUAAGAGCAAUUAACAUGCAGACAUAUUCACGUGUUAAAUCUCUAACACUGACUUGUUCUGAGGAGGAAAAUAUACAUCAAAUAUCAUCGCAGUUGAGAUUUUUCUGCUAACAAAAGACGACCGUGUUAGAGUCUUAUUUUGCACACUUCCACCCUCAUAUGGAACGAAAACGCACAGAUAGUUCCUACGUUACCCACAAUGCCUAGCGUAUCUACGUCACCGAUGCCGGAACAGGAAGUGUAAACUUAUUUGACCAAGCUAGCGUUUUUGGCUGAUUUUUGUGCGUUUAAAGUCGACAUUUUAAACACGCCGAGAUGAGCUGCUCGCUGGAGAAGGUGCUGACAGACGCCAGGUCUCUGGUGGAGCGGCUCCGAGAUCAUGACAACGCCGCCGAGAUCCUGAUCGAGCAAACCACAGUACUGAACAAGCGUGUGGAGGCCAUGAAACAGUAUCAGGAGGAGAUCGAGGCACUCAACCAGGUGGCGAGGCAUCGUCCACGAUCUACUCUGGUAAUGGGAAUUCAGCAGGAGAACCGGCAAAUACGGGAACUGCAGCAGGAGAACAAAGAGUUGCGUACAUCUUUAGAAGAGCACCAGUCAGCGCUGGAGCUAAUCAUGAGUAAGUACAGAGAGCAGGUGUUCCGCCUUCUCAUGGCCAGCAAGAGGGACGACCCGGGGAUCGUCACGCAGCUCAAAGAGCAGCACACUAACGAGAUGCAGGCGCACAUAGACAAAAUAAACGAGAUGGCCACAGUGAUGAAGAAGGCCAUCGAAGUAGACGAAGGUCGUGCGUGUGAAGACGAGGAGCGGAUCAAACAGCUGGAGUUGGAGAACAGAGGCCUGAGGGAGUUGUUGGGGAUUAGUCGAGAGGCAUUCCUGGUGCUGAGGCGAGACGAGCGAGACGACGCGUCUGACAGCACCUCUCUGUCUCCCCUCGUGACCAGCAGUGACCUGAGCUUGAGGAAGAGCUAGAGCGCUUCUGCUUCCACGAGCAACGGACUUUACCGAACACAGAUUUCAAAACACACACACACACACACUGAAGAGCAGAACACUGUCUGAAUCUCCUCUGCAUAACACAACCUGUUCAUAUCUCAGUAGUUCUGUGCAGCUCAUUUAAUAACCAGGCAAGAGUGUGUGUGUGUGUGUGUGUGUGUGUGUGAGAGAGAGAGAGAGUGUGUGGUUGACGUAGGAGAGUUAUAAAGUGAAUGUACAUAAUCAUUUCCCCAGCAGUGUACAUAACGGACUGUUAAAAGGACCGUCGUUUUGUCCAGGCGCUGUAAAUAUAUAUAAAUAUAUAUCGCAGUCACGUACGAGGAUGUAAACUUUAUUUCGAGGUCUGUUCUGCUUGUUUUUAGUGCUGCCUUGACACACGGUGCUUUGAAACGUUGUAUGACGGAUUAAGACGAAACGAAUAAAAUAAAUAAAUAAUAAAAGAAAGGCAUUCAUACACAGUCGACCGUUCUGAUCUCUUCUUGCGUAACAGACUCUGUGUUGGACCGAGCAGUGAGAGUUACUCAGGAACCUGCACACGAGGGAGGAUUAGACUGAGCGACACGGUGGUCAUGUUGUCCUGCGGGGUUUCCAGGCGCGACUGUGGGGAAGAUGAUGCAGAUCACACAAACACUUGGAGUACGUGAUGUAAAACGACAGUAUUUGAGUCGGUGCUUACAAAUAGCUGGAAACCCCCCCCCCCGCCCAAAUGGUUGCUAGGGUGUUGCUAAAAAGAAAGGAAGAAAAAGUGCAGCUCCUAGACGAGUGCGUAUCAGAGUAAGAAGCGAAUGAAAAAAAAGGUAUGAUGAGGCUUAAUUGGAGCUAUGACAUCACUUACAGCUAGAGAAAGAUGAAUCAGUUAUUAAAGUGAUUCUAUACAGCGUGUACGCUCGUUAAAACAAAACACUGAAGCAGAAAGCCAUACAAUAAUACAAAUGAAGCAAUAUUAUUACACAAAACUUUAUUAUCUUUAGAUAUCACAAAAUAAAUUUAACAAACAUUCUGCAAAAAACAUAAAUAACAACUGUAACAUUCAAGCAGUUUUAAAAUAGAAGUUUAGAUAUUAUUGCCACUUGUAUAAGAAACUACAUCAAGACUCUGCAGACAAGAACACCGUGCAGACGGCAGGCCGCCUCGCCUCGCCUCGCCACUACACGAGCCCAGAGACAAGAAACUGGCACCCAAACCCAGUAUCCGAUCUGGAGAUCUGGCCCCAAUCCUCUAUCAGGACUCGAGUCUGGGGGAUUUGUUUAUAAUCCACCCGCAGGAGGAGCGUAAAGGGAACAGAAAAUCUGUAGAGGCAUUAACCAAUGCAAUGUUCUCUUUAAAUAAGUGCUUAUUAUUCAGCGGGUGGCUAUGAAGUCCAAACCCAUUAAAAAAAAAAAAAAAAAAAAAAAAACCACCUCCUACUAA
This is a messenger RNA of Ictalurus furcatus (blue catfish), 2456 nucleotides long. It is a transcript of the gene fgfr1op2, whose product is annotated as FGFR1 oncogene partner 2. The transcript has 6 exons. NCBI's taxonomy places the organism in Eukaryota, Metazoa, Chordata, Actinopteri, Siluriformes, Ictaluridae. The record is from RefSeq and is a predicted model, not a curated record. Bases 366 to 1022 code for a protein of 218 amino acids. Gene Ontology annotation, biological process: response to wounding.